Halichondria panicea is the source of this 942-nucleotide messenger RNA. Its product is annotated as glutathione S-transferase Mu 2-like. The transcript has 11 exons. Gene Ontology annotation, biological process: glutathione metabolic process. Gene Ontology annotation, molecular function: glutathione transferase activity. NCBI's taxonomy places the organism in Eukaryota, Metazoa, Porifera, Demospongiae, Suberitida, Halichondriidae. The record is from RefSeq and is a predicted model, not a curated record. Bases 113 to 778 code for a protein of 221 amino acids.
CGGGCUCCGCCCAACUAGAUUAUAAGGGGCAUAUCAAUAUAAAUCUAUGGUCAAGCACAUGAUCUGACUUGGAUACACGAGCAGACUUGAUUGAGAGGUUCUGAUUUUUAUAAUGGCUGAUUCAAAAUGUAUGACACUGGGUUACUGGAAUAUUAGAGGACUUGGUCAGUCUAUUCGUCUAAUGCUCAAGUACACGGGAACUGAGUUUAAUAAUGUGCAAUAUGAUGAGCGUAAUGGUGGAUCCUGGUUUGAUGACAAAGAAAAGCUAGGUUUGGACUUUCCAAACCUUCCUUAUCUUAUUGAUGGAGAUGUGAAGAUCACGCAGUCAUUUGCGAUAUUGCGUUACAUUGGACGGAAGCAUAAUCUUUCUGCAAAAUCAGAGAAGGAAAUGGCAUAUCUUGGUAUGCUGGAACAUGUGGCAAUGGACUUCAGGAACGGCUUCGUCAUGUUUGUGUAUAACAAGAAAGAUUUUGAAGAGAAACGUGAUGGGUAUGUGAAGACAGCCAAGGAAAGCGUGCAGAGAUUCUCAGACUAUCUUGGAGACAAGCAGUGGUUCAAUGGCAGUGAGAUGACAUAUGUGGACUUCUUCUUGUACGAGAUCCUCGAUCAUCACCGACUCUUUGAGAAAGGCUUCUUAGACCAUGUCCCCAACAUACAGGCACUCAUGGAACGCUUUGAGGCCCGGCCAGCCAUCAAGGCUUACAUGGAGUCUGAUGAGUUUAUGAAGGAACCCAUCAACGCAUCGUUCUCUGGUUGGCCAGGUGGCAAACACCAAUAGCUGUUGCUACUAGAAACUGAGUAACACGGUACCCUGACUGUAUUUAGAUAUCUAUGAUUAUGUAUUUUUUUGUGGUGAGCCGUAUGCAAUUCUGCAAUUACUUGUGAAUACAUUAUCAGAAAAAAUUUUGGGUAGGGUAUUCCCCUAGACCCCCCCUCUAAAAA